AUGGCAAAACCAAGCGACACAAUUGAAACUUCUUCAAACCGAAAAAUCUACAACAGAGCAGAUGAGAACAAAAAGACUAGCGAAGUCUCCGAAUUGAAGAAAACCAUCGCCGAACAAAAAGAAAACAUCACGAACAGAGAAAAACAUUUACUACAUUUGGAGAAGAAGGUCGCGCUAUUGGAACACGAAAAUUCCAAGAAUAAAAAACAAAUUUUAUCUUUCCGUGAAAAAUUGAAAGACUCCUCGGUUUACGACGUGAGAAAGAAACGUUAGCGUCAGAACGCGACCGUUUGAAUUUCACGUUGUUGACGUGUGAGCACGAAUUAAACGAGUUGGGCACGCAAAAUACAAUCCUUGUCACGGAGUACGAAAGCGCCGAACAUAGCAGAAAAAUUGCGGUCAGUCAUUUACAAGAAGUCGAACGGGCUUGUCAGGAAUCGCAUCUUGAAAAACCCGAUUCUGUUCUGAAACAAACAGUUCAGAAUUCUGGCAUAACUUUGGAGAAAAACUCUGAAGAAUUAAUUGCGCAUUUAAAUUCUAUGAAAGACGUUGUGCAAACACUUCGCAGCGAAAAAGAAGCGUUACAAAACGACCAUAAUAAUUUGAGCUCGUUCUUCGCAGAAAGUUUAAAGAUUUUGUUUAAGCAAGUGCGAGAUAAAGGAUCCAAGCUACCGGGGAAUAAUCUCCACACAGUCCCGGAGAAUACUCCAAGUGAUGUUAUACCCUCGGAAUAAGUUACUCCUGGCGAGGACGUUUUCCAAAAGGCCAAAGAGCCAUCGACAGAUUCCGAAGAUGUAAACGACCUCGAUGCGUUCAAAAAGAAACUCAAAUCCAACGAACAGUGUAUAGACGAAUUAGCCAAUCAGAUUCGAGAUUUAGAAAACCGUAAGAAAGGUUUGCUGGAAACGCGUUUCGCGAUGAUCCAAGAGUUUCAAGCUGGCGGAGAGGUUCCCAAGGACUGGAAAACAGAUAUGUCUGGCAAUGAUGCGGAGGAGAAAGUCGAGAAUGAAACAGUUCGUGAUCGGAAAAGGUCGCGAGUCACGAAGAAGAUCCGAAAGCUUGAGCGAACAUUGUCGAUGGAUCACGGAGUCGGGAAGCUUGACUGCAUUCAGAAACUAUGCAAGAAACUAGAGGACUGUGGACAGCGCAUUCACGAGCUCGAGGCGACAAAUUCCGAGCUCCGAGCCGGACACGAGGAUAUGGAAGAAGAGGCAAAGUAUUUGAAAUAUGUUCUCUCGUAUCGUGGUGAUAUCUUGAAGGCACAACUCCAGAAUAAAUAUGAAACUAAGAUGGCGGCCAUAAAAGACGAACUUGCCCAGUCUAAGACGUCGCGUUCUGAAGUUAUGGCGCUCACUAAACGAAACCACGACCUCGAGGUAGAGGUAACCAAUGUAUUUAUUAGCCUUUCUCAAACGGCAUAAUAGCCACCGCUUUAGAGGUACUCAUAGUGCCUGUACAAACUUCAAUACGUGGCCAGUGUAGAUAGCGGAUAACAACAUCAACAAGCAACAAAACAUCUACUCGCUACCUACACAGCCAAAAACGCGCAAGUUGCAGCAAGUCUGCUAUCAUCAAGCCGAUAUCAGGAUGCGUUAGGGUCGCUCGCUCCGGCUUGAUGAUAACAAGUCUGUUGCAAGUUGUUAACAGACUUGCUGCAAAUUGCGAACUGCAUGCAGGCUUGAUGUAAGUUGUUUCAUCAGGUUGCAGUAAGUCUGCAUAUAUCAAGUUGCAGCAAGUCUGAUGUUUACAGACCUGAUGCAACUUGAUGAAGUCAACAGGCUCGAUACAACUUGUUGGCAACUUGCAUCAGGCCGGUAAAAUCCACAACUUGCAGCAAGUCUGAGGCGCUUUUGGCUGUAUAGGCGUUUAUAACCAUAUUGUUUUUAAAUCUUUCACUUACAGGUCCGGCGCCUUCAUGAAGAGCUGAAUACUUUGCUUCAAAACCUGCCUGCGUUUCAAGUUGCUCAGCGGUCGUCCUCAAGAAGUAGCGAGAACGCUGCCGACGUUACUGCGAACUCACUCGAUGUUUCCUUGUAUUUAGAAAAUUCUAAAAACGGCGAAGAUAUUUCAAGAAAUGCUGAUGGUUUUUCCGAUAAUAUGAACCAGAACACCGUAGCUGGAAACUCUGAAAUUUCUGGUGAAAAAUCUCAGAAUGAUAACAACAAUUCUAAUGAUGGAGAUAAUUCUCAGAAUCUUAGUGGUGAGGCCUUGCAAAGCCUUGAGGAGAAAGUCUUUCAACUUACCGAAGAAAAACGCGUAUUGUUGUUGGGUAUGCAAACACUGACCAGCCAGUGGACCUCCCGUGAAAACUGCCCUGAAAGUGAUAGCUCGGCAGUGACCGUGCGCGAGGCGAAUUUACGUGAGGUGGAACAAGAGAACGCCUGUUUAUUUGAAACGUUACAACGCAUCCGUAACGUUCUCGACGACGAACGUGAACACGAAAACAACAAUGGACAAGAAGACAAGAUUUUAAAACUCAAAGAUGAAAUACAACGUCUCGACGAAAAAGUCGAAGCAAAUAGAUCUAGGAGUUUUUGGAGAAGAUAA
Messenger RNA from Paramuricea clavata, 2547 nucleotides. The record is from the annotation of a GenBank genome assembly. Lineage: Eukaryota; Metazoa; Cnidaria; Anthozoa; Malacalcyonacea; Plexauridae.